GGAAGAAAAUAUAACUCGACUUAUGGACUGUGACGUCACAUGCGUGACACGUUCCAUUGUUAGGAAAAUGCACGAAUAAGAAGUGCCUUAAAAUUACGACAGAUGUCAUGGACAACAGUCAUUAGAAUCCUCGGAGUAUAUAGUUGGAAGAAAGUGAAAGCGGCCUAGCGUGUAGAAAAAAAAAAUCUAUGGCGCAUUGUGCGUACACAACGUGAACCGUACAGUAUUUAUUUUACAGUCCCGAGUUAUGGCAGAUUUAAUAAGUAGCGGGGUUUCAUGGUUCAUUAUAAUUCUUACUUUGACCGCAUUAAAGUCUUUCAAAACUGAGGACGACUCUGUGCUUGCAGACCCAGGAGAUGGAGCCCUUUUGACGCCUUCGAGUGGAAGAGGAGGCGGGAUUCGAGGAAGGGUUGAAAGAUACAAUGCUAGAAGACACGAGAGGGAACAAGCCCGUCAGGCAAGAAAAGAAGUUUGCUAUGAUGACGUUGGUUGUUUCACCGUGUCAAGGAAGAUUUCGCCUCUUAAGAAGUUCCCCGAGACUCCCGAGAGCGUGGGCACGACGUUUCUGCUUUUUACUCGCAGAAAUGGCACCAUCAUAAACCAUUCAGCAACAUUAAACAUCGAUGACGCUGAGAUUAUUUUCAGUGGUGAAGGACAACAGACCAUAUCAGACUCAAAUUUUGACCGUCGACAUCCCGUCAAAAUAAUCAUUCAUGGAUAUAAAGGCAGUGGUAAAGACAGGGGGGCCCUUUUUGGUGUGGAUUCAUUCUUAAAACUGGUAAUUAACAUCAUUCGUAGCAUAAAAACUACGUCAAUUAUCUCAAAAAGAUGGACUGCUGUAUUUAUUUUAUACUCAAAUUAUUCUCUUUUCUCAGAUGACGUUGGUUGUUUCACCGUGUCAAGGAAGAUUUCGCCUCUUAAGAAGUUCCCCGAGACUCCCGAGAGCGUGGGCACGACGUUUCUGCUUUUUACUCGCAGAAAUGGCACCAUCAUAAACCAUUCAGCAACAUUAAACAUCGAUGACGCUGAGAUUAUUUUCAGUGGUGAAGGACAACAGACCAUAUCAGACUCAAAUUUUGACCGUCGACAUCCCGUCAAAAUAAUCAUUCAUGGAUAUAAAGGCAGUGGUAAAGACAGGGGGGCCCUUUUUGGUGUGGAUUCAUUCUUAAAACUGGGCGACGUAAAUGUAAUAACAGUGGACUGGGAAGGAGGUGCUUCGGGGCCCUCGUACUCCCAGGCUGUAGCAAACACGGAGCUCGUGGGAAGGCAGACGGGCCUGCUUCUUAUUGACAUGUUGGCCUUAGGGGUGAGACCCUCAGAUGUCCAUAUGGUUGGCUUCAGCCUCGGAGCUCACGUAGCAGCUUGCGCGUCGCACGUCGUACAGACCCGCUUGUCUGUGAAGGUGGGCAGGAUAACUGGUUUGGACCCAGCAUCACCUAUCUUCAGAUCCAAUUUAUUUGUAGAAUCUGAGCGCAAACUUGACAAAAACGAUGCAGAGUUUGUUGACAUAAUUCAUACUGAUGGAAGCCCAGUCUGGACGGACGGAUUUGGGCUGCUUCAACCGCUUGGUCAUGUUGAUUUCUUUCCGAACGGUGGCCGAGAACAGCCGGGAUGCAGUGACGGAAGAGCAUCUGUUGUGGUCAGCCAUUUUGAUGGAUCUCUUGACAUUGACGUAGCUUGCAGUCAUGUACGAGCUUGGCGUCUGUUUGUGGAGAGCCUCAAUCAGCAUCCUGGCGGCUGUCAGUUUAUGGCGUAUCCGUGUCGUGCCGGGCUACCGAGCUUUCAGCACGGGAAUUGCUAUCCUUCGUUGCAGAAAUGCGCAGGCGAAAUCUUCCCUUUUGCGCGGUCUUGCGGAAUGAUGGGUAUAAAUGCGGAGCAAGCAAGAGGGAGAGGGACUUUGUACUUGGUCACGAGAGACUCCAGCCCUUUUUGUGGCGAGCAACUUCGUGCGUCCGUGAUGGUAUCAGAGAAGACCCACAACACUCGAGGGAUUCUUCACAUGGUGCUGACUCAUGGAAACAGUUCUACCAACUUCAGAAUACACUGCGAAUUCUUGGACGUUGUACAAGGAGGCCGCAGGAUGUGGGGCUUGGCAGCCGCAGAGUAUGGGACACUUGGACCUCGCAUCACUCCCACUCUUCAGGUUACGCUCGGUUACCAGUCUCUUAGUUUCCAGGCUGUAACGACGAUAGCACCGGAUACAGAGGAAGAUAAUGAAACUCCCGUCUCUCCAAAAAUAUUUCUGGACAAAGUAUCGAUUGAAGAUGCUUACGGAAACAGCUGGAAUUACUGUGGUAAGGACACACUUCUUGAGGACAAGAACCUUACGUUUAUUGAUGAGGUCACCAUCACCUUAACAAUGGCUUCGUGUUCUCCAUAAUGCUGUUGUUUUUAUUAGAUAUGUUCUUAAAAUUGCAUUAUGCUAUGUUUUCUGCUUGGAACAAAACUUUAUUGAACAUUAUUUUUGUGACAUGUCUUGUGAAUAAAUUGGUGCUGUAAAUGGAUCAUAGAAUGUAAACAUGACACUUGUAACUAACACUAGUGUAAUUAUCUGCACAAUAAAUGUUUAAUAGAAUGAA
Messenger RNA from Zootermopsis nevadensis, 2579 nucleotides. NCBI's taxonomy places the organism in Eukaryota, Metazoa, Arthropoda, Insecta, Blattodea, Termopsidae. The record is from RefSeq and is a predicted model, not a curated record.